Molecule: messenger RNA, 3990 nt
Organism: Mastomys coucha (southern multimammate mouse)
Lineage: Eukaryota; Metazoa; Chordata; Mammalia; Rodentia; Muridae
Gene: Strn
Product: striatin
Exons: 19
Coding region: 142-2565 (807 amino acids)
Cellular component (GO): dendrite
Molecular function (GO): armadillo repeat domain binding; protein phosphatase 2A binding; protein-containing complex binding
Source: RefSeq, a predicted model, not a curated record
GGCCCCCGCGCCCGGGCGGCUGCUCCCUGCUGACUGGGGUGUGGGCGGGGAGCGGCGGAGGGAGGAGGCAGAGCUGGCCGCCGCAGUUUGCCGCCGCGCCUGGGCGCCUAGGCAGAGCUCCCCGGGGUUCGUGCGGCCGCCAUGGACGAGCAGGCGGGUCCCGGCGUCUUCUUCAGCAACAACCACCCGGGAGCUGGCGGUGCUAAGGGGCUCGGGCCUCUGGCGGAGGCUGCAGCGGCCGGAGACGGGGCGGCUGCGGCGGGGGCGGCCCGAGCUCAGUACAGCCUCCCGGGGAUCUUGCACUUCCUGCAGCACGAAUGGGCCCGCUUCGAGGUGGAGAGAGCCCAGUGGGAGGUGGAGCGGGCGGAGCUGCAGGCUCAGAUUGCUUUCCUUCAGGGGGAGAGGAAAGGUCAAGAAAAUUUGAAGAAAGAUCUUGUGAGGAGGAUCAAAAUGCUGGAAUAUGCUCUGAAGCAGGAAAGAGCCAAAUACCACAAGUUGAAAUAUGGGACAGAACUGAAUCAGGGAGACAUGAAACCUCCAAGCUAUGAUUCUGAUGAAGGUAAUGAGACAGAGGUGCAGCCACAGCAAAGUAGCCAGUUAAUGUGGAAACAAGGCCGGCAGCUACUCAGACAGUAUCUCCAGGAGGUCGGGUACACAGACACUAUUCUAGAUGUGAAGUCCAAGCGUGUGCGUGCAUUGUUGGGCUUUUCAAGUGAUGUCACUGACAGGGAGGAUGACAAAAACCAGGACUCAGUGAUAAAUGGCACAGAGGCCGAAGUUAAAGAGACAGCAAUGAUUGGAAAAUCUGAGUUAACGGAUUCUGCCUCUGUGCUGGACAAUUUCAAAUUCCUUGAAAAUGCAGCUGCAGAUUUCAGUGAUGAAGAUGAGGAUGAGGACAUUGAUGGAAGAGAGAAGAGUGUCAUUGAUACUUCCACAAUUGUUAGGAAAAAAGCAUUGCCUGAUACCAGUGAAGAUCGAGACACAAAAGAAGCUCUGAAGGAGUUUGACUUUCUUGUCACAUCAGAGGAAGGAGACAACGAGUCUAGAAGUGCAGGCGAUGGAACGGACUGGGAAAAGGAAGAUCAGUGUCUCAUGCCUGAAGCCUGGAAUGUGGACCAGGGAGUUAUCUCCAAACUGAAGGAGCAGUACAAAAAGGAGAGGAAGGGGAAGAAGGGGGUGAAGAGAAAAACUACCGAAGAUCUGUUUCAGCCUCUAUCCUAUAUAAAACAGUCAAAACAGGGAUGUGGGAGAAUGAAGAGUCAAAGCCCAGGGCCCAAUAGGUCAAAACUACAAGAUAUGCUUGCUAAUUUGAGAGACGUUGAUGAACUUCCCUCCUUGCAGCCCUCUGUUGGCUCCCCUUCCAGACCCAGCAGCUCCAGGCUUCCUGAACAGGAGAUCAGUAGGGCGGAUGAAGUGGAAGCACUGACGUUUCCUCCUUCUGGGAAGUCUUUUAUCAUGGGAGCAGAUGAAGCCCUUGAGAGCGAGCUGGGGCUUGGAGAAUUAGCAGGCCUUACAGUGGCCAAUGAAGCAGACUCACUAGCUUAUGAUAUAGCGAAUAACAAAGAUGCAUUGAGGAAGACGUGGAACCCUAAGUUUACAUUAAGGAGUCACUUUGAUGGCAUUCGAGCCCUAGCCUUCCACCCCAUUGAGCCUGUGUUAAUAACAGCAUCAGAGGACCAUACCCUGAAAAUGUGGAAUCUGCAGAAAACAGCCCCAGCCAAAAAGAGUACUUCUCUAGAUGUGGAGCCUAUCUAUACAUUCAGGGCUCACAAAGGUCCGGUGCUGUGUGUGGUAAUGAGUAGCAAUGGUGAGCAGUGCUACAGUGGCGGUACUGACGGGCGGAUCCAGAGCUGGAGCACCACCAAUCCCAACGUCGACCCCUACGAUUCUUAUGAUCCUUCGGUUCUAAGAGGCCCUCUGCUGGGCCACACGGAUGCGGUAUGGGGGCUGGCCUACAGUGCGGCACACCAGCGCUUGUUAUCCUGUUCAGCAGAUGGUACUCUUCGCUUAUGGAGUACAACUGAGGUUGCUCCAGCACUGACUGUAUUUAAUGAUAACCAGGAACUGGGAAUCCCUGCUUCUGUGGAUCUGGUGAGCAGCGACCCGAGCCAUAUGGUAGCAUCGUUCAGCAAGGGAUAUACAAGCAUCUUUAACAUGGAAACACAGCAGCGAAUUCUCACGUUAGAAUCCAAUGUUGACUCAACCAGUUCUUCCUGCCAGAUAAACAGAGUCAUCAGCCAUCCCACCCUCCCAAUCAGCAUCACUGCUCAUGAAGACAGGCACAUCAAGUUCUACGACAACAAUACAGGUAAACUGAUCCACUCGAUGGUGGCCCACCUGGAAGCUGUUACAAGUUUGGCAGUUGAUCCAAAUGGCCUGUACUUGAUGUCUGGCAGUCAUGACUGUUCAAUACGCUUAUGGAAUUUAGAAAGUAAGACGUGUAUCCAGGAGUUCACAGCUCAUCGGAAAAAAUUUGAAGAAUCGAUCCAUGACGUAGCAUUCCACCCUUCCAAGUGCUACAUAGCCAGUGCGGGAGCCGACGCCCUGGCUAAGGUCUUUGUAUGAUGGGGCGCAUCAGCUUCACCUUGUAGCUCUUUGUAAAAGUCAACUGCACAACAGAGAAACGGAAGACCAGGGCAAGAAUCAGCUCGCCCUGCCCUUUUGUUCUGCUGAGGGAGCACAGAGAACUCUGUUAAAGUAUAGUUUUGCAAUUCGUAUACUGUUUUCUAAAAUUAAGGUUUGUUCAGGUUGCUGCAAGCUCAGCCAAACCUGUGAGCCUGGAACUUUCACAUUUCCCCCCCAAAGAGGCACUUUUAUUUCUGAAGUUGUUCUCAUUCGCUAGGCAGGCCUGAGCGGAUCAGGUUUAGCUUCUCCCUUUUAAGUAAACAAGGCAUGCUGUCAUGGAUAAUUAGAGUUGAAUGCCGGGAAUGAGUCGAGUGGAAACCUAACUGUACUUCCACCUUGAGACCUCUGCUAACCACACUAGUCAGCUGUGCAGCUGUAUCUGCUCUACUAACCCCAGUGAGUAGAGGCCAGUCAGUGUUCAAAUGCAUUCCUACCAUAGCUGCCCUUUCAGCCGUUCUCAUAAAGCACAUGGCAAAGCAUUUCACCUGUUAAGAGGAAAAGAUGCAAUAAUAUGUUAAGUAUAUUACUAUUCAGAAGUGCUAAACAAAUACUUAAUUUGCAAGCAGAUUUCUAUACUGUAUUACAAUUUUGAAAGUAGAUGUGGAACCAUUCUAAAGUUUAGCUAUGAAGCACUCACAGUCAAGAAUGGUUAGUAGAGUCUGCUUUUACUAAAGGUUUUAACUCAUCCAGGUUUGAGAGCCUGUUUAUUUUUUAAGGGCAAACAGGGCAUAUUUCUAUAAUUUGUCUAAAAAUUCACCUCAUUAAUGUGACAUUUAUAGUACUAGAGUGAUCAUUUCAUAUUGAUAAACUUACUUCCUAGUGACUCUGAAAAAGGAGAAAACUAUUUAUUAACAUCCAUUUCCCAACACCCAUAGAACUGGUUCAAGUGAUCGUUUGGUGUUUCUUCCCUACCUUUCACGGUCAUGGUGUCUGAUGCUUACUAUAAACAGUUUAUAAUUAGUAUGUCCUGUAGUCCAGAGCAUGUGGUCACCUCAGGCAGCUGCUUUGCAGCUGUGCCUAAUAAAGCAGUGGAGCCCAGAAAGUCCUCUACUAGUGUCUCGGGAAAGAACUCUGUAGAGACCUGGAUGGAGAUGUUAGUGCCUGCAAUGUCUACAAGGUUCUUUCUCCUCCCCUCUCCCCAUUGUUUAAUUGGAAUGCACAUUUUAAUGAACAGUUGAUCAAUACUGUAUCUAGAGAAAACCAUGUCUUAAAAUGCCAGCUCUCACAUGUAUCUGUGAGCCAUAUGUGAUCAGCUUUUGGGAGUCUCAGAAUUCUGCUGGUGUACCUAGGGCAGUCUUCAUACCCUUCACACCCUCUCUACUUUUGCCCUAAAUGACAGAGACCACUCUAAAUAUUAAAUUCAAA